AUGCCUCUGGAGCAAGGAAGAAUUGCUUCAUUUCUUCAUUUUUUGUCCAUUUUUUUUCCUUUUUUGUUCAAUUUAGUUCAUCUAUUUCUUUUAUUUUGUUUUAUUUCUUUUAUUUUGUUUUAUUUGGCUUUUUUUGGCUCUUUUUGGCCCUGUUUUGCCCAAUUUCACGUUAUUUCCUUCCCGUUUUGCAAGCUUAGCAUGCCUCUGGAGGAAGAGUUAUGGCGUUUCCUCGCUUUUUGUUCAUUUUUUCUCCUUUUUUGUUCAACUGAAUUCAUUUAUUUCGUUUAUUUUGUUUUAUUUAUUUUAUUUUACUUUAUUUCGUUUUAUUUGACUUUUAUUCGGCUUUAUUUCGUCUUAUUUUGGCCUUUUUUUGCCCGAUUUUGCUUCAUUUUCCUUCUGUUUUGCAAGUCAGGAGCAGGAAAGAACUGCGGCACUGCUUUGGUUUUUUGUUCAUUUUUUAUCAUUUUUGGUUCAUUUUAUUUCUUUUAUUUCAUUUAUUUCGUUUUGUUUCAUUUAAUUUGUUUUAUUUCAUUUAAUUUGUUUUUAUUUCAUUUAUUUUGUUUUUAUUUCAUUUAUUUUGUUUUAUUUUGCUUUUUUUGGCUUUAUUUCGCCCCAUUUUGGCCUCUUUUGCUUUAUUUGGCUUCCAAGUCCAACAUGCCUCUGCAGCAAGAAAGAACUAUCUGCUUCUUUUUUCUUUUCCAUUUUUAUUUCAUUUUACUCCUUUUAUUUCAUUUAUUUCGUUUUAUUUCAUUUUAUUUCUUUCAUUUCGUUUUGUUUCAUUUAUUUCGUUUUUAUUUAAUCGAUUCUUUUAUUCAUUUAGUUUGGUUUCAUUUCAUGUAUUUUGUUUUAUUCAUUUAUUGGUUUUAUUUCAUAUAUUUUGUUUUAUUCAUUUAUUUUAUUUCUUUUCACUUCCCGAAUUUCCCUUUAUUUCGCUUUAACUCUACAGUGCACGCCCCGCCUUUGCCUCUGCUGCUGCUGCUGUUGCUGCUGCUGCUGCUGCUGCUGCUGCUGCUGCUGCUGCUGCUGCUGCAGAGCAGCGGGGGCAGCGUGGAGUAUUUGCACAACCACAACAACAAGCCCUUCAUUAGGGGAGGCGAUUUUGGCCUUCGGAAGUCCAAAGGCGAACAGCCCAUGCAGCUCCAGUACUCCAGGGCCUUCGGUGGCAAAGACCUGAAGACCUACGGGCUGAGUGCGGAGCCCGACGUGCGCGUGCUGCGGCUCAGCAGCAGCCACAAGUUGAUGGUGUUGGCCACUGACGGCCUCUGGGACGUUCUCUCCGCCACGCAGGCCGUGCAGAUUGCCUGGGACGCGCAGCAGCAGGGCGAAAACCCGGCAGAGUCGCUGGUGCAGCACGCGCUGGCGGACCAGCAGCAGAGCGGGCACUGCGCGGACAACAUAACGGCGAUGGUGGUUUUCUUCAAGUCUUAA
Eimeria necatrix is the source of this 1428-nucleotide messenger RNA. RefSeq lists its product as hypothetical. Gene Ontology annotation, biological process: protein dephosphorylation. The annotation marks the transcript as partial. The transcript has 3 exons. Gene Ontology annotation, molecular function: protein serine/threonine phosphatase activity. The record is from RefSeq and is a predicted model, not a curated record. Lineage: Eukaryota; Apicomplexa; Conoidasida; Eucoccidiorida; Eimeriidae.